UUUGCUUCAUACGAAAAAAUUCAAGCAACAGCCACAAAAAAUUCAAGCUAACUUUAACUUUAGUUUUUUUUGGCUCUAAUUGCUGAUGCUCUAGCCAUGCAUAAUAGCCACAGUCCCAAUCAGGCACCACGACGGAAGCUCAUACCGAAUCUGUUUAGCAGCAUACUGAAGGUGGUUGCCGAGUCGGAUCGUCCUUUGACCCAACAUGAGAUUGUCGAGCAGGUGGCGGAGCGCUUGGAACGCUGCGAUGAGGAGCUGAAGCGUCAGAUAACGGUUAAUCUCAACGAUGCGCUCAUCUAUGGCUACUUGCGUGUGCGUGACUAUCGCUAUUCGAUAGUAUCGAGUCGCUUAGAUCCGAAUGAGCCACGCAAAAGCAACAGCAGCGAUAAAUAGCACAACAAAUUGGGCAAAUAAUAAAAAGUUUUGAACGUUUUUUUUGGC
Drosophila busckii is the source of this 441-nucleotide messenger RNA. RefSeq lists its product as uncharacterized. The transcript has a single exon. Bases 97 to 393 code for a protein of 98 amino acids. The record is from RefSeq and is a predicted model, not a curated record. NCBI's taxonomy places the organism in Eukaryota, Metazoa, Arthropoda, Insecta, Diptera, Drosophilidae.